Manis pentadactyla (Chinese pangolin) is the source of this 9908-nucleotide messenger RNA. RefSeq names its product insulin like growth factor 1 (gene IGF1). The record is from RefSeq and is a predicted model, not a curated record. Gene Ontology annotation, molecular function: growth factor activity; hormone activity. Bases 292 to 771 code for a protein of 159 amino acids. Gene Ontology annotation, cellular component: extracellular region. Lineage: Eukaryota; Metazoa; Chordata; Mammalia; Pholidota; Manidae. The transcript is spliced from 5 exons.
AACUUUGCCAGAAGAGGGAGAGAGAGAGAAGGCAAAUGUUCCCCCAGCUGUUUCCUGUCUACAGUGUCUGUGUUUUGUAGAUAAAUGUGAGGAUUUUCUCUAAAUCCCUCUUCUGUUUGCUAAAUCUCACUGUCACUGCUAAAUUCAGAGCAGAUAGAGCCUGCGCAAUGGAAUAAAGUCCUCAAAAUUGAAAUGUGACAUUGCUCUCAACAUCUCCCAUCUCUCUGGAUUUCUUUUUGCUUCAUUAUUCCUGCUAACCAAUUCAUUUCCAGACUUUGCACUUCAGAAGCAAUGGGAAAAAUCAGCAGUCUUCCAACCCAAUUAUUUAAGUGCUGCUUUUGUGAUUUCUUGAAGGUGGAGACGCACAUCAUGUCCUCCUCGCAUCUCUUCUAUCUGGCCCUGUGCUUGCUUACCUUCACCAGCUCUGCCAUAGCUGGACCGGAGACGCUCUGUGGGGCUGAGCUGGUGGAUGCACUUCAGUUCGUGUGUGGAGACAGGGGCUUUUAUUUCAAUAAGCCCACAGGGUAUGGCUCCAGCAGUCGGAGGGCGCCUCAGACCGGCAUCGUAGACGAGUGCUGCUUUCGGAGCUGUGACCUGAGGAGGCUGGAGAUGUACUGUGCACCCCUCAAGCCUGCCAAGGCCGCCCGCUCGGUCCGUGCACAGCGCCACACUGACAUGCCCAAGGCUCAGAAGUAUCAUCCCCCAUCUACCAACAAGAAAACGAAGUCUCAGAGGAGAAGGCAAGGAAGUACAUUUGAAGAACACAAGUAGAGGAAGCACAGGAAACAAGAACUACAGAAUGUAGGAAGACCUCCUUGAGGAGUGAAGAAUGACAUGCCACCGGCAGGAUCCUUGGCUGUGCACAAGUUACCUGUUAAACACCAGAAGACCUACCAAAAAAAUAAGUUUGUUAACAUUUCGAAAGAUGGGCAUUUCCCCCCAAUGAAAUACUCAAGUAAACAUUCCAACAUUGUAGGAGUGAUUGUUAAAAGCUUUGCACCUUGCAGAAAUGGUCCUGGAGUUGGUAGAUUGCUGUUGAUCCUUAAUCAAUAAUGUUCUAUAGAGAAUAUAUAUAUAUAAAUAUACAUACAUAUAUAUAUAUAUAUAUAUCUUAGUCCCUGCCUCUCAAGAGCCACAAAUGCAUGGGUGUUGUAUAGAUCCAGUUGCACUAAAUUUGUCUCUGAAUCUUGGCUGCUGGAGCCAUUCAUUCAGCAGCCUUGUCUAAGUGGUUUAUUAAUUUUUUUUAUUUGCACUUCUUUCUACGCAACACAGGCUGUUUGUUUUACAGUGUCUGAUCAUCUUGUCUAGCCCAGCUCCCUUUCGUCACCUUUAUAUUUGCCAGUUUGGCCUCCUCAAUAGCAGCAGCAAGCAGUUAAGUAGCACACCAAUUUUUAACCCACAAGAUUCCAUCUGUGGCAUUUGUACCAAAUAUAAUUUGGAUGCAUUUAUUUUAGUAGACACAAAGCUUUAUUUUUCCACAUCUUGCUAAAAAAAAAAAUGCAAGUAGUUGCAACCUCAAGGCCAAUCAUUUGUAGCUGUGUUUUAAGCAUAGAAAGUCUCAAACUAACAAUGGUUCCUUCAAAUGAGUUAGUGUGCAACCUGAUUAGUAACUUCUCUUUUAAUUUUUUCCAUAUAGAGCACUAUGUAAAUUUAGCAUAUCAAUAAUACAGGAUGUAUCAAACAGUAUGUAAAACUCUGUUUUUUAGUACAAUGGUGCUAUUUUGUAGUUUGUUAUAUGAAAGAGUCUGGCCAAAACGGUGAAAGGUGAAAGCAAAAGAGGAAGCCUGGAGCCAAAGAUGAUACAGAGGGGAAGGAAACUAAAAAUCCAUCAAUUUGGGAAAGAAGGCAAGGGUUCCCCAGUUAUGCCUUCCAAGAGAAACUUACGACACAAAGUUCACUGACACAAAUUUGACUGGCGAGUCCAGAGAGGAGUGGAAAAAGCAGAAGGCUAGGAACUUAACAGUCCUGGUUUCUUUUUCUCACUAAAGAAACAAACAUCUGCCGACUCUGCCAUGGACUCACCACUGUGUGACCUUGGGCAAGUCACUUCACCUCUCUGUGCCUCAGUUUCCUCAUCUGCAAAAUGGGGGCAAUACGCCAUCUACCUACCUCACAGGGGUGGUAUAAGGAUUAAAAAGAUAAAACUCCAGAUUUUUAUCCUGGGUUGCUAUGAGGGCAAAAGAUCAGAGCCCUUGAGUUGCUGGGAUGCAAGGAAUUCUAUGAACAACCCAUUCACAGCAUUGCUGAAAGUUGAUUAGCCAAAUGCUCUUGACCAGCCAAUUCUUAUCAAUGAAGCUAUACAACUACCUAGUUGUUAAAAGUGAACAGCUCAGUCUUGUUUAAAACACUUUUCAAAAUAAAUUAAAAACAUUGGAUUUACAAUUUGAUUUUGAACUCUGCAUUUGGAUUUAUGAAUGUGUGUGAGAAGAGAGAAAGGAAAAGAGAAAAGGAGAAAAACAGAAAAAGAGUCCUGCCAGGAAAAGUUGCUUACUCCAUUUGUUAGCAUUCACUGACUCUUCCAGGCAGUUACUAGAAAUCUAGGAAUACUUCUUUUAAUAUAAAUGAUACUUUAUUUAUUUUGGAAAACACAAGUUUUUCCUUCUCUUCAGGCGAUCUAAAAAAUGGUCCAAGAGUUUAAAUAUUGAAGUAAUAUCUAAUAAAGAAAUUACAGUUACUCUUUAAAUGAAUUUUGCUCUUAUCUUUGGCUGUAUAUACAUACACAUAUAUAUUUAAAUUUUUUUGUUAAAAUAUACUUGACUAAGGUUACUAGUUGAGAUGCAAAAUUUUCCUUCACAACUAGAAAUUUUCCCUUAUUUCUUCUUAGAAGAGUCCUCCUAGCUCUCUGUGAAUGUGUCUUACCCUUUCAACUGAAAAUUGAUAUCAAGAAAAUGAAAUGGUAAGGAUAGGCCCACAGUGGCGUAGAAAAUAUUUCUUUUCUAUAUAUCAAGAUUUUCUUGUUAGAACAAUGAAUUCAUCCAUCAUUCAGAUCUUUCUAUCUGCCUUAGAACCUUCUGAUGAAAAGCAACCAGGCCUGAUUAUUUCAUGCAAAUUAUAUCCCUUUUAUUCUUGGAAAGUGUAUAUGGAAAACAAAAAUAGCAUCUUAAUUUUCAUCCCACUGGUUCACCUCAAGAUUUGGAUGCAAGGAAGAAAAAAAAAAGACUUCCUGAACCUUGGAACAUAUGCCAAAAAAAGGCCUAUUUAGUGGGUGCCCCUACUAAGCCAACAAGUAUUUUAACCCUCUGUCCACAGUAUUAUUGAACUGAGCACCUCUGACAUGCUGAUCAAUGCUCUGAUCACUAUGCACAGAUAUAAAUCAUUUUUGCCCUUCAUCUGUUUUUCAGAAAUAUAGGUUCUGUGGAAUGAGAUGCUGGACCCCUCUUCCUGAAAUGGCACUUCUGAUUUUUCUUGUUCCUAGACCUUUUAAAAUCACUGUCUCCCAGUAGCACUUUACAUGCAAUCUUCUACAGACCUAUGGAUUUCCAGACCUGGUUGGAUAUGGAAAUUCUAACAAUGUCUAUGACCUAUUUGAUUCACUUAAUAAUUCUAUUCACAGCCAAAAUAUGCCCCAGUAAGGAAAGCUUAAAUAUGCAAAGCCAUAUUAUCUUUCCUAACUUUUUUUAACACAUAGUCUUCUCCAACUGUAUCAUAAACCAACUAAUUGAAAAUUAACUAAUUAUAUGAACCCGCUAUCUUAUUUUCAAAUGAAUUAAAACUAGAAGACAAAUUGAUGUAAACUACAAAAAUCAGCCAAUCACUAUAUAUUACAGCAGAAUAACCCAGGAUCAAUAGAAGGAAGUACCUAAAAUUUCACAACUCAAAAUUUCAUCAGCUUUGCUGUAGAAUUUUAAAAUGAGUCAACUUCAGGAUGUUUAUAAGAAAGCUAUAAGUACUGGUAAGAAUGAGCUUUCAACUUACAGGCUUACUUACUAUUUAAUUGACAACACUGACUGCCUAUGUCAAAUUUCUGUUCCCACUUCCCCAGAUAGAUACUAUUCUAAGGUGAGAAGGUUCCACAGAAAAGUUAAUGCAUGUUUCCAUUGGAAUCCACUCUUCUAGAGAUAAGGAAAAACUCUUCCACACCUGUCCUACAUACACACACACACACACACACACACACUCAUCCUGAGUCCAGUGGAAUAUGGAGAAGAAACAGCUUCCUUGAAAAAUCUUAUUAAAAAGAAAAAAAAAUGGCCUGGCCUCCCUUGAAAAUCCUUCCCCUCCUUGGAAUGUCUGUGUUUGUGUAGAUGAAACCAUCGCAUGCACUGUGGCUCCAGGGUUUCUGUUGCUAGUUUAAGCACUUGGGAGACUGCUUAAACGGAAGAUGUAGCACAUUUUGCUUUCCCAUUUAUUGUUUGGCCAGCUAUGCCAAUGUGGUGCUAUUGUUUCUUUAAGAAAGUACUUGACUAAAAAAAAAAAACAAAAAAAAUAAAGCAUAGACAUAUUUUUUUAAAGUAUGAAAACAACAAAUCUAUAGAUAGAUGGCUUAAUAAAAUAGCAUUAGGUCUAGUUACCACCACCUUUCAAGUUUUUAUCAUUCACAAGUAGAGUACUGUUCACCAAAUUGUGAGUUUGGGGGUGCAGGAGAGGAAAUGGAAACUUUCUUCAAUGUAGAAGAUUAUUUUUGUUGGCUCUUAAGCUCAGCAAAAAUUAGCAAUAUAUUAUCCAAUCUGAAAACCUUGACCAAGAGCAUGGAGUAUAUAUAAAGGGGGAGAGAAAAGACCUUAGAGGCAAGUGGCAGAACUAAAAAGAUAACUAAGUUACUGAUUUUUGUACUCUCUGCUUAAAAACCCAGAUAUUCGGCAAGUGGAGACAAUAAAAACAGAAAAAAUACAUAGACUCACCAACAAAAAAUAGCCUCUGCCACAUCCCCCUUGAGUAAUUCUUUGGCAUUUAUUGGUUUAUAGAAGAUAUUCUCCCUUCAUCUAAACAUCUCAAAGAGCAGUAGCUCUCAUAAAAAGCAAUCACUGAUCUCAUUGGGAAGUGUUAGAAAGUAUUUCCUUAUGAGAUGGGGGUUAUCUACUGAUAAGGAAAGAGAAGAAUUUAUUAGAAAUUGUUAAAAGAGAUGGCUAACAAUCUGUGAAGAUUUUUUUUUGUUUUUGUUUUUUUGUUUUUUUACUUUAUAUAGUCUUUAUGAAUAUCUUAAUGUUCAAAAAUGACUUGGUUCUUUCGUCUUUUUUUACAUUGGAAUGAAGGAUGAUAAGCCUACAUAGACUCUUUGAAACUAUAGGCUAGAUAGAAAUGUAUGUUUGACAUGUUGAAGCUAUAAUCAGACUAUUUAAAAUGUUUUUGCUAUUUUUAAUCUUAAAAGAUUUACUAAUUUAUUAGAGACAGAUCCUGUUGGGCUCUCUUCAUAAAAAAAAGAGCAUUUCCACUCAUCACCUGGGCUUUCCCAUCAGUGUUUUCAAAAGAUAAAUCUGAUUUAUGCAUCAUCGUAGCAUCACUGUUUCAAAAUUUUUAAAUAGAAGAAUUUUGAUUCUUUAUGCCCCUCUUCUUCAAUGAUCAUAAAGUCCAGAAUCUGAGGGGGCAGAAGCAAGAGGAAAAUCUUGUUGAUUCUAUGUUUUUGGGUUUUUUUGUUUGUUUGUUUUCAAUGCUAGUGUUUAAUCUUAUAGUAUAUAUUUGCUUAUCGCUAUUUUAAUAUUCUAAAAGACUUUCCUGUUAGGUAUUAGAAACGGAUACAUAGAUAUCUUUUUUGUGUGGUUUAUAUUUUUUUAAAAAAGAGAUGAGAAGACUGUCUUUAAGUACAUAUGAUACAGGAUGAAGAUACUGAUUGAAAUUACCAAGUCCUAUCUGGAACAACACUUUUUUUAGGAAACCUCACAUAGGUAAGACAGAGGCCCAGGGAAUUUUUGAAACUGUCUUUAUUCCUCCAACUAUCUCUAUUCAUUUACCAUCUGCUUCAGAAUUUUAUAGAGGGUUGACCAAGCUGAAAUUCUAGAGCUAAAUGGAUCUCUUUAAAAACAUAUAUUUCACAUGUUCCCUCUUAAUUUAUGAUCACACACUGAUCUGACACGUGGUCCCUCUCUUCCGCUAUUCUUUGGUUGUCAUUGAUAAGAUCUUCCAAGGAAAAAAAUUUAUUAAAAAAAAGGAGAACACAAAAGUCCAAGUGUUACAGCCCAAUUGAAAUAAGAGAUGAAAUGGAGAUGGAGUUUUUCCUAUUUGACCCCUGCUGAAUCACCUGUCAUCUUCAAAAUGAUCUUUUGCAAUCCUUAGAAUCUUCUUUUUUCUAAUUGCCCAGGCUACUGUAUCCCAAAAGUAGCUCAUUUUCUUUUGUCCAAAAUGCACUGAUGUGAAAACCAGAAAAAUUAAAACAAUUCAAAAAUCCCUUGCAAACCACCAACUGGCCCUACUCACCCACCCAUAGCAAAGUUAUGUUAAUCCCUUAAUCUGAUUUUGUUUGGAUAUUUAUCUUGUGCCUGCUACUAAACAUACUUCAGGAGGGACUCUGAAACCUCAAGCCAUCUACUUAUAUCUCUUAUCUGUGUCUCUGUAUUAUUAAAAUGUCUAUUCAAAAUAUCAAAACUUUCAAUCAUGCAGCUUGUAUUCAGUUUACAUAAAGGCCCCAAAUACCAUGUCAGAUCUCUUUUUGCUAAGAGAGUUAAUGAACUAGAGUUAUAGGCUAAGUGUAAUAAGUAAACUUACAGACACUGAAUUAAUUUCCCUGCUAUUUGAAACCAGAAAAUAAUGAUCAUUUAUUAUAUUGGUCUUUGUUCAAAAGAAUUCUUUCAUUAAAUUAACUCUGAUUGUAUUUGAAAUUAUUAUUCAAUUCAUUUAUGGCAGAGAAAUGUCAAAUCCUGAUGACUCCUAAAAAUGUAACUAACUGAAUCAUUAUCUUACAUUUACUGUUUAGUAAGCAUAUUUUGAAAAUGUAUGGCUAGAGUGUCAUAAUAAAAUGAUAUAUCUUUCUUUAGAAAUUACAUUAAAAUUAAUGUUUGAUUAAUUAGUUCUUUUGGACAAUGUUGGUAUAAUGUGUCAUUCCUUAAAAAUCCUAUUGUUAUAUUGCACUUUUAUUAAUCAGCAUCAUUGCAACAAAUAAACAUGAAAACUUACCCAGAAAAAUAAAACUAAUCAUAUAUCAGAAUGGAGAUAUCUUAUAGAAUUAUAGGUUAUAUUUAAAGAUAAAUGUUUCAAAGAAUUUGUACAAACUAUGUAAGAGAUGUAUGAACUGUACAGUAUAUGCAUUAACAAUAAAGCAGAUUUAAGUAACUGACCCCCUCACUGUAACUCAACAGUGAGUUCUAAUCCACGACAAAAAGCAUUGGGAAAAGACGGUCUAUCAUAUAGGACACAAAAUAUACAAGUGAUAUUUAAUCUACCCUUACAUUGAAAGAUUUUGUAAGAACGUGAUCUCUCAGUACUGAGUUUUUGUUUUAAUAAAUCUUUCUAAUUCUUUACUGAAUAGAUACUGUGAAGAGCAAACUCACAAAAGAACAAGGUGGAAAGAUUAGUCUCCCUCUUGUUUAAAAACACCUCGUUUCAUUUUCCUCUUCUUAAACCCUCUAUGAACUAUUUGGAAAGUUACCUAAACAUAAAGGAGGCUCGUAAGCUUUGUACUUGAUUUUAAGAAAUUAAUAAUAAUACUGAAGUUUCCUUUAUUAUUUCCCCACAGGCAGCUACCAUUACUGUCACACACCCCAGUCCCAUGGCUGUCCCUAGGACUAACAUUCUCCAGGCAUCCAUGUCCUGCUUGCACAUCUUGCCUCCUGUGGCUGUAAGCUUCUAACUGUAUUGCUUCUCUCCACCAUGUACCCUCCCUUCAUUCACACUAGGCUAAUCUGAGUACCACGUUUCACUAAAGGUUUUGUGGAUGAUGAACUGCGAGACAACGAAGCACAAGACGGAAAACAGCUGCCAGUGUCAAAGACCAUUGUUACUAAAAUCCAUUAAGGAAUUUAUGGCUGUUCAUGUGCCUUCUAUCAUUUUAGUAAUCCCCUCCUCUCUUCUGCAAACUCUCCCGGGAGUUACUUUCUACCCAACCCUUCAUCCUCUCCCUGAGGAAGAACCUGCAAAAAAAUUCUAUUGACGUUCUUAUGCAGAGCAAUCUUCCUCUGUCACAGCGUCUGCCUACCCUUUAUUACUGAAUAUAUCCAAAAGGUAUUUUUUCCUAAACAAAAGAGCAAUUCUGUGCCUAAGAGUAAUUCUAUCUUCCUUCAAGUCCAUCCAGGUCAAAUUACAGCCUGUUUUUCAAAAAUGACAUUUUUUCUUCCUGUAAGAUCUGAAUGAGUGAUAAUAGUCACCACCCCCAACAAUAACAUGGUUCAUAUUUGUUGAGCACUUAGUAUGUGUCAGUCACCAUGCCAAGUUGUUUACCUAUAUUACCUUAUUAGUCCUUAUAAAAAUGGAGCCCUAUUUUACACAUGAGGAAAUGUAGGCUCGAAGACAUUAUUAACUUACUGAAGGUCACAGAGAGGCAGGGUGUGCUUGAAUCUGCAUCUGACGACAUCAAAAUCUGUGUUUUUGCUAUUUCACCAUUCAUGCCCCAAUCCAGACACAAGGACAGUUCCAUAUUCUGACUGAUAAAUUCUUGUUCAAAUUUGGUUUUACAUGCUACAGGCAGAAAUAUAGUUAAUUGCAUCUAAGCUAUUUUUGAGUGUGAUAUGAUUAAGAUAAAUCAGCAUUUCUGCUCAAUAACUAAUGUAUCUAGUGGGCUUUCCACCUUACCAGUCCUCUAUUUGUUCACACUGCAAUGUUGGUCCUUGAUAGCCCUUCACAUUGUGUAUGUAACACUUGGUGGCAAACCAAUUUUAGGAUACCUCAGUGAGGAACGGUAUGUCUGGACCCUUACACAGGCCAGGAAUAAACCAUGUCCACAUAAGUAAAACUAGAAGCUGAUCAUAAAGAAUUUUGCUAAGAGCCCUAGCAAAAAUACACCUACUGUUCUCUUGACAGCUUAUCUAAGUCAGCAUGGUCUCAAGGAACAUGGUUGAAUCAGGGCCUCUACAGAGAAAAAUGUGGAGUCAUGGAGUGAGUUUCAUGAGAUUCAACUACCUAUAUCCCUGCCCUUUGGAAAGACCUUAGCCACCCCACUCUAGGGAUUCCUGGUGGUACAGUGCCAGCCCUAGUGGCAUACUGGAAACAUGCAGGGACACCUGGCGUUGUCACUCAUGAUGAUUAAGGAGGGAUGUAUUGGCGUCUGUUGGGCAUCAAUUAGGGCUCCAGACAUUUCAUGUAGAUGAGAAACCUAAUCACCUGAUAUAAUUACCAAAGCCUAGACUAUAUCUCAAAUUUAUUUAUAAACUCGAAGUAUUUUUGCAUGAUUUUAAUAUAAGAUAAAUUUUCCAGGAAUGCAAUUACCAAGUAAAUCAAGGGGAGGUGAUACUUCACGUCAUUUGGACUUCAACAUGUUGUACCCUGUUUUAGAAAAACAUCAUCGAUGGCAAUGCUAAUCGUGCUCUUUUAAUCUCUCUCCCUGCAUCAGUCUGCUUGCAGCUGCCACACUCAUGGUUCACCACAUAGGUAUAAACAUCUAACCACUUCAUUAUAUUGUCAAAUAGAGUCGUGCCUGAGCAUUUCUAUCUUGUAAUGCAUGUUAUUUUAUUAUAAACUGUUUUCAUUUUAGUGUUCCUUUAUAUUACAGUUUCGACAUCAUUUUGAUUUUUGUUGAAAUUGUAUACAUCGGUAUUAUCUAUGAAUUUCACUUGGGGACAUUAAAGGAUAUAUCACAAAAUACGUGUUAUAAAAAGGGGGAGCUUUGAGUCUGAUAGGGCUGAACCACUGUCUGGUCUCUAUGCACCAAUUAUAAUUCUCCCUGAGUCACAGGGCCAGAUGGAUGGCAGAGCCUGUGCCCUCUUCUCGAUGAGACAUCUUGAAGUGUAAAGCUGAGCUGAAAACUUAUUGUCUCCCUCACCUGUUUAUGGAUAGAGAUUAAAUCUCUGGGAUCCAAUAAAAGAUAAUGGUUAUGGUUAAUACAA